AUGUCGGCCCCGCGCGGCGUCACGUCGCAGACGGCGAACGAGGUCGACCGUAGCGCCCAGCGAGAACAACCACCUUUUCUUGCAGACCUUCCUUGGAACGAUCCCGCCGUGACGUACACACCUGCACACUACACGCGUCGAAAUCUGCUGCAGGACCGGCUUUUGCAGAGCAACGAAUAUCAUCGCCGGCGAGUCAGGGCAGUCAUUGAGUUCUCCAGAGACUUGUUGAUGCAGCUUGGACAGAACCAGGACGAUGACGACCUGAUACUAUACAAGAUAUCCAAAGAUCGCCUUCACGACGCAUGGAUUGAUAUCUUCCUUACAACGCCUGACUACUAUCUGCAGAUGGCACCGGCUGAGAUUCAAGAAGUAUACCAUGAGCAGAUUACAUCAAUGUCAAAUGGGGUAAAGAUCAACGAGGAGUAUACCUUGGGUCGACCGAGAAAGCGAAAAGCUUCUGAAACUGAGAGCGGGGCUCAAGUACUUCGCACAGCUAAUGCAGUCAACAAUGCAGGAGGACAAGUGUAUGAGUCUGGUAAGCGACCCCACCACGAGAUCUCCGCACUGGCAGAAGGAUCACAGUCUCAGCAUCACUCGUCACUACCCUCUGAGAGUCUACUUUUAGCUUGUUCGUCGCGGGAGCUUGACCGCAUCUUAGACAUGUUCAUGCCAGCUCUGAGCGCUCAAGUUGCUAUCCCCACGCAUGAUCCGAUAGCGUCUGCGCCAGAGCCGGCGCUCAACACGAUGGCGGUCGCACCAGCAGUGGUAGUAGCACCUCCAAGUCAGCCUGUGGUCCCGGUAGCUAUUCCUCCAACGGGCGUAGCCCCCCAGCCUGGCUUAGCAGACCCCAUUGCUGCUUACAUGGCUGGCAACACCUCCAGGAACACACAAGAUAUCGCCGGUCAGGGAUGUACAGGCAUUGCAAUGUCCCGUGGUCAGAUCCGUGCCUUUUUCGAGAUCCAAGGUAGACCAUUGGCCAGCCUUCCACCCGCGGCCAACUCCCACCAUCGUCAUGAGCUGAGGGGUGUGGCUCCACCAAAAACGGUUGAUCCUACUUUGAUCAACUGUGUCACGACUGCGCAGGAAAUACUCACUUUUCUUCCAUUUCAGACCGUGAACUACGAGCUAUGGGACCGCAUUCGGAAGUCCUGGGCCCCAAAGGCGAUCGCUGAUUCAAUAGCCUAUGUUCGUCAGCUACGCUCAGGUAAGAGCUUCCACCGGACGACCUUCCACCACUAUCACGAUAACCGACCGGAAGACAUACCAGAGCAUACUUUCACCACGAACGUACCUUCAAACAUGUCACCGAGAGGGAAACUGGACAAGAGUGCCCGCACCUGGCCUCUUCACGACUACUUCCUUUACCAUCUGGGGGACGGAGUAGUGCAUUACCCCGCUGGUCGCAACGCACAGCUCAUGACGCACUGCGUUUGGCAUGUGCGGAAUGUAUCCCAUGACAUGGAUGUCAAGAUGUCGGAGAUCGUUCAGUAUGCAGCGAAGCAUGGCAUAUCCGUUCCCGCCGCUGAUUUGAUUCAGCCGGACACAAACGUGGUGUUGGAAGACACGCCUUCGCCGGCCUUCCUUGCUAUGAUCCACAACAAUUUUGUGAGCAAGUAUGGUAAAAGUUCUGGUGGCAUCUAG
Molecule: messenger RNA, 1641 nt
Organism: Alternaria arbusti
Lineage: Eukaryota; Fungi; Ascomycota; Dothideomycetes; Pleosporales; Pleosporaceae
Exons: 3
Coding region: 1-1641 (546 amino acids)
Source: RefSeq, a predicted model, not a curated record